CCUCGUCUCCCCUGAAGUGUCCGUCCAUCCCCAGUCAAGUUCGCCGCGCGCAACACUCGCAGCAGAGCAUCCACCCAUCGUCGAUGCUCACCGCCGCCAUGCACAUGCUCGACUCCUCCACCUCCUCCUCCCCUUGGCUUCCUCCCGACCUCAUGCCUCCCCCGCCGCCGCCGCCGCCCGCCGCCGCCACUCUCCACCACCACUUCCGCGCCGCCGCCGCCGCCCCCGGCCGCCGCCGCAUCGCCAAGCGCCGACCGCGCCCGUCGCGGCGCCUUCCCACCACCUACAUCAGCGCCGACCCGGCAAACUUCCGCCGCAUGGUGCACCAGGUCACCGGCGCCGACGACCUCCCUCCCCCUCCUCCAUCGCUCUCUCUACAGCAGACGACGGAGCUCCUCCUCCCGGCCGUGCACGCCGCUCCAGCGGGCUCGCCCGGCGCUGCAGGCGCGCUGAUGCUUCCCACGCUCGACACCUCGGCGUUCCUGCUCGGCCGCCGCGCGGAGCCGGCGGCCGCGGCGCCGCCGUGCGACGAGUCGGUGGCGUUGGUAAGAGGAGGAGCGGGUAAUUACGGCAGCAACAACAAUAGCAUUAGCAGCAGUAGCAGCAGCGGCAACUGUGGUGGUGGCUUCCCCACCUUGGACUCAUGGGAUCUCCUGUAAAUCUAGAUCAUAUAUUGUCGAUUUCUAUCGAUUUCUGAUUCUUCAUGGCUGUAAUUAACUAAGACGAGAUCAAUGAACAGGUUGGAGCAUCUAUCUACCUGAUUCUCUGUUCGUGUCCUUGUUAAUUUUAAGCUUAUGCCUCGUAUACACAUGGAUGAUUUUUUUUA
Oryza sativa Japonica Group (Japanese rice) is the source of this 826-nucleotide messenger RNA. RefSeq names its product calmodulin-binding protein 25. The record is from RefSeq and is a predicted model, not a curated record. Gene Ontology annotation, molecular function: calmodulin binding. NCBI's taxonomy places the organism in Eukaryota, Viridiplantae, Streptophyta, Magnoliopsida, Poales, Poaceae. Gene Ontology annotation, biological process: response to osmotic stress. Gene Ontology annotation, cellular component: nucleus.